AUGUUACUGAGGAAUAUUGACCAAUUCAGUGGUCUUUGUAAUGGUACAAGGCUACAAGUUAGGAAGUUUGGAAAUCAUGUCAUAGAAUGUGAGGUCUUAACGGGUAACAAUGUUGGUCAUAUUGCUUUGAUUCCAAGAAUGAAUAUGGUACCAACAAAUGAAACCGUCCCAGUUAGAUUCCAACGAAGACAGUUUCCUAUAAUAGUAUCGUUUGCUAUGACAAUUAACAAGUCUCAGGGACAAACUUUAUCUCAUGUUGGAUUGUGCUUGUCCAAACCAGUUUUUACACUUGACCAAUUAUAUGUGGCACUUUCAAGAGUUAAGAGUAAGAGAGGUUUAAAAGUUUUACUUAUGAAUCACGUAGGAAUAUCUGCAAAUUCAAUCAUCAAUGUUGUUUACAGAGAAGUCUUUGAAAAAAAUAGUAUUCUAAUGUAA
Arachis ipaensis is the source of this 435-nucleotide messenger RNA. RefSeq lists its product as uncharacterized. The record is from RefSeq and is a predicted model, not a curated record. NCBI's taxonomy places the organism in Eukaryota, Viridiplantae, Streptophyta, Magnoliopsida, Fabales, Fabaceae. Gene Ontology annotation, molecular function: helicase activity; ATP binding. Gene Ontology annotation, biological process: DNA replication. Gene Ontology annotation, cellular component: replication fork.